AUGGUCCACUCCCAAGAAAAGUACGAUAUCGUCAUCGUGGGCGCUGGCCCCGUUGGUAUUCUUUUGUCGCUUUGCAUGUCUCGUUGGGGAUAUAAUGUCAAGCACAUCGAUAACCGGCCGGUACCCACCGCCACUGGCCGCGCCGACGGUAUCCAGCCCCGCUCGACUGAGAUCCUUCGCAAUUUGGGCCUGAAGCGCCAGAUCAUGGCCUACAAGCCCGCCAAGGUCUACGAUGUCGCCUUCUGGGAUCCUCUCCCCGGAGACCAAGGAAUUCACCGCACGGGAAGCUGGCCCAGCUGCCCGCGCUUCAUCGAUACCAGAUAUCCCUUCACCACCCUCGUUCACCAGGGUAAGAUCGAGCGCGUGUUCAUCGACGAGAUCCAGAAGGCCGGUACCACCGUCGAUAGACCAUGGACCAUCGUUGGCUUCAAGAACGAUGGAUUAGACGAGACCUACCCCGUUGAGGUGCAGCUGAAGUGCAUCGACACCAACGUGAUCAAGACCGUCCGCAGCAAGUACCUCUUCAGUGGUGAAGGUGCUCGCAGUUUUGUCAGACAGGAGCUGGGCAUUCAAAUCCAUCACAAGGACCCCAUCUCCUACGUGUGGGGUGUCAUGGAUGGUGUCGUGAGAACCAACUUCCCUGACAUCGAGACUAAGUGCACGAUCCACUCCGACGCCGGUUCCAUCAUGGUCAUUCCUCGGGAGGACAACAUGGUCCGUCUUUACGUCCAGAUCGCGUCGUCGACCGAUCCCGACUUCAACCCCCGCAAGACUGCCACCGCCGAAGAAGUGCAGGAGACUGCUAAGAAGAUCUUGAAGCCCUACUGGGUCGAGUGGGACCGUGUGGAAUGGUACUCCGUCUACCCCAUCGGCCAGGGUAUCUCGGAACGGUAUACCUUGGACGAGCGAGUGUUCAUGGGCGGUGAUGCUUGCCACACGCACAGCCCCAAGGCUGGUCAGGGUAUGAACACGGCCUUCCACGACGCUCUCAACAUGGCCUGGAAGAUUCACGCCGUCGAGUCGGGAUUGGCUAAGCGCGAAAUCCUCAAGACCUACGAGAGCGAGCGCAAGGACAUCGCCGAGACCCUCUUGAGCUUCGAUAACAAGUACGCUGCCUUGUUCUCCAAGCGUCGUCCUACUGCCGGCGAAGUCGGUGAGGCUAGCCACAACGCCGCUGCGACCAAUGCCGAGGAGGACCCGUUCGUCAAGACAUUCAAGGAAUCUUGCGAAUUCACUAGUGGCUAUGGUGUUGCCUACAAGUCCAGUGUCUUCACUUGGGACGAGACUCACCCCGCUCAGUCUCCUCUGUUCAACAUCCCUGGUGUGAAGCUGACCCCUGGUCGUGCCUUCACUCCUAGCACCGUCACCCGCUUGGCUGAUGCUAACUUCGUGCACUUGGAGCAGGAGAUCCCUGCCAACGGUGCCUUCCGCAUUUUCAUCUUUGCCGGUAACCAGGCCAAGACCAACAAGGCGAUCGCCGACUUGGCUGCCAACCUGGAAAAGGAGCGCUCCUUCCUUUCGGUGUACCGCAGAAGUGACAUUGCCGAUGUCUCUUUCUUCGAGCGCCACCUUCCUCACUCCAAGCUGUUCUCUCUCUGUGUGAUCUAUGCCUCUGAGAAGAACAAGGUUGACAUGGCGGCCGUGCCCAAGAUCCUCCGGGAUUACCACCACCACAUCUACGCUGACGAUAUUCCCGAUGUGAGAGUCCCUCACGCCAAGUUUGCCGCUCACGAGAAGCUCGGGUUCGACCCUGAGGUGGGCGGUGUUGUCGUUACUCGCCCAGACAGCCACAUUGCCUGCACUGUGCAGCUGGUGGAGGGCAGCGGCACCGUUGACGCUCUCAAUGCCUUCUUUGGCUCCUUCUCGACCAAGCCCCUGGGCCAGGAUCAGCAGGCCAGCCGCCUAGUCAACGAGCUCCGUCCCAAGGACACUGAAGAGGAGCCCUAUUACUUCACCUUCAAGGUCCAAUGCACGGGCUGUCGCGAGGUUCAUCCCAACUGGGUCAGCUUCAACCGCUUUGAACAGCACGAAAUCCCCGGAAGCCGUGGCGAGGCGAACUUCGUGUGGAAAUGCAAGCUCUGCCAGUAUUCGUAUCAGAGAAGAGAGACUGAUUCUGGCAUCCACCAGAAAACCCACUCCGCCUCGAUCAUCGCGGGCCCCAACGCCUACGAGGCGAACGACAAGCGCUCCGGCCAGAAGGUGAUUGAUAUCGACUGCCGUGGUCUCGAGUUUACGGAUUUCAAGCCUGAUGGCGACUGGGAGGCUAAGGGUGUUGAGUCGAAUACCCCGUUCACUGGCAUUGAUUUGUCCGAGGGCGAGUGGUAUGACUACGACGAGAAGGCUAGCGAUGAGGUCGCCAUUAAGGAGAUUUCCUGGAAGGUGGGAAGGGUCGGCGAAGAGGUCAUCAUCCGCCUGAAAUGGGGCCAAACAGAGUACAAGGGCAAGCUGGAGAGCAUCGACUCGUACAUGAACGUGCUGCUGCGGGAUACGGAAGAGUUCAUUGAUGGCAAGGACACGGGAACUCUGGGUCUGGUGCUGAUCCGAUGCAACAACAUCCUCUGGAUGGGCUCCGCGGCAAACGUCGAGAUGACGGAUCUGGGAUUACGGUAA
Messenger RNA from Aspergillus homomorphus CBS 101889, 2610 nucleotides. RefSeq lists its product as uncharacterized. NCBI's taxonomy places the organism in Eukaryota, Fungi, Ascomycota, Eurotiomycetes, Eurotiales, Aspergillaceae. Bases 1 to 2610 code for a protein of 869 amino acids. Gene Ontology annotation, biological process: spliceosomal snRNP assembly. Gene Ontology annotation, cellular component: spliceosomal complex. Gene Ontology annotation, molecular function: RNA binding; FAD binding. The transcript has 8 exons. The record is from RefSeq and is a predicted model, not a curated record.